GUGCCUACACUUCCUGUUUCCGGGUUGCGUCACUGUGACGCACUACGUAGCACGUAGGACGUAUUCGCCACCCCGUCAGUUGGCGUAUGAUAACAAUAAACAACCCCGAAACAAGAGAAAGACACCGAGAGGACUUGUAGCUCAAUUUCGACGCAUAAAACUGUCGAAAUAUGAGCCGAGACGGCGGCAGACUGUUGGACUAGCGAGCCGUAGUCACGGGGGAGUCUUGUCGCACACGCAGAGGAUCUAUUUUUCGGACUUUUCAUGUAAAGCCCGAGAGAAGUGGAGUUACCGUUUGCCCCUUCCCUUUAGCCCCCAGCAGCUAGCUAGCUGCGGCUUAUUCCUGCCUUUUAGCUCGCUUCUCGCGUUCGCCUGUUAUGCAGUUUCCAGAGGGCUGUCGUCGCACUCCUGGUUCUCCUCCGCCGCCUCUUCGCUCCCUCUCCCCGCUCUCGCUGGCCCUAUGUCUCGCUGGCUUUUCCCCUGGUCAGGCUCAAUCAAGAAGCGGGCCUGUCGGUACCUCUUACAGCACUACCUCGGUCACUUUUUACAGGAGCGCCUGAGCUUGGACCAGCUGGGCUUGGACUUGUACAAUGGCAGCGGUGUCAUCAAGGAAAUUAACCUCGAUGUCUGGGCUGUCAACGAGCUUCUGGAGUCUCUCGGAGCUCCCCUGGAGAUAGUGGAUGGCUUUGUGAGCAGCAUCACGGUGACCAUCCCCUGGCAAGCUCUGCUCACUGAUCACUGCACCUUAGAGGUGUCCGGUCUCCAGAUCACAUGCAGGCCCAAGUACCGCACCGGCGGGGGCUGGGACUCCCAAGGCUGGUCGUCCAGCAUGACGUCCAGCAUGCAGCUGGCUCAGGAGUGCCUGAAAGACCCCCCGGAAGCAUCCGAGGAGCCGCCGGCCCCGCUGGAGGGGCUCGAGAUGUUUGCACAAACCAUAGAAACGGUGCUUCGUCGUAUUAAAGUCACCCUCCUGGACACCAUAGUCCGCAUCGAGCACCAGCCCCCAGACCUGGAAACAGGCGUUGCCUUAGAGGUGCACAUCAAACGGCUGGAGUACUUUGACGAGGCGGUGCGGGACCCAGCCAGUCAGACUGCCGUGCCUGUGGACAUCCACCAGCCGCCCGCCUUCCUGCACAAGAUCCUGCAUCUGAGUGCUGUCCGGCUCCUCUAUGACGGCAUGGGCGGGGCACAGGAGAUUCCUGAGCAGAAAAAAAAGGAGCCGGGCGCUGCCAGCGAAGGCGAUGAUGAUGAUGAUGAUGAUGAUGAUGAUGAUUCCGAAAAGGGGAAGCCCCUGGAGGUCUUCCUUUCCCAGCCGUUACUCAUCGGAAGCUGCUCCGGUUUCAUGGAGACCACGGUGAAGAUCAAGCAGAACGACAUGCUACCCGGACCAAAGUUGGAGUUGGACGGGAAGGUGGGCUGCGUCCACAUGCUUCUGUCCCCGGCUCAGAUAAGCCACCUGACAGACCUGCUGGCGGCUCUUUGCAUCGAGACAGAGUCGGAGGCCAAGCAUGGGGGCGGCGGGGGUGGCGGCGGGGGCGUGCACAGCCGCCCGCUGGACUCGGAUGACCUGCGUAUGAUCGAAGAAGACCUCAGCAAGCAGUUGGGCUCCAGUCCGCGGGACCGGGAGUGGGACGCCGAGUGUGACCUGGAGCCUUACGUCACCACCCUGGAGAAUGGCGAAAUGUUCUAUUCCAUGGGACCUGCCGGGAUGAGCAGCAGCGUGACGUCCGUGCGCUCCGGUAGCGAGCUGUCUGAUAGCGACAUGGAUUCUUCCACGCACUCGCUGGCCAGUCUCACUCAGCCUGCGGCGCUGGCCGCACAGGGCCUCAUCAACUGUCCCAGGCGUUACCCGGUAGCAGGCUGUCUUCCCAGUCUACCGCAGAGCAGCCAUCGAAGCCGAGGACGUUCCCGCAGCGGCCACGCGGAGCAGCUGAAGCCCGACGCUCUGCUGCGUCUGACUCUCGGCGGCCUCACCCUCACCAUGCUGCAGGAGGACCCGCCCCCGGGGCCGGACGCCGCGUCCUCGUUGGCUCAGGUGUCUCGGGUGUUCUUCAGGGAGCUGGCGUUCUUCAAGGACGGCAUGUUCGGCGAGCGGGACUUCCACAACCUGAGAGGAGGCUUCGCCAAGGCCUGCCCGCAUUCCCACCUCAGAGUGACGGGCGCGGCCGUGCAGGUUUUCUGUGAGAUGCGGAGCGGGCAGCGCAACAGUCGGGCGGUGACCUCCGACCUCUCCUUCAGCAGACUCGAAGUGUUGGAGUGCGUCUGGGAUAAGGGCACGCCCGAGUACAGCGAGUUGCUCCAAUUCCGGAAAGCCAGUAUGUUCACAGUCGGGGUGGCGGCCAAGCCGUGCGCCCAGCUCCACUACACCCUGACCGAGAGCCACCUGAGGAAGGGCAAACAGCGAGUGGCGCGGCGUGAAAGCGCGCUGCGAGUCGAGCUGGAAGAUCUCAGCGCCGAGUUGGACUUGAACGUUCUCGCUCGGUUGCGCAACCUGAGCGCGGCCUUCAGCCACAUUCCCGCCGAGAACGCCGCACCCGACGCCUUACAGACGCAGACCAUCGAGAUGUGCUCCUCCUUCUCCCUCCUCGCGCCGCACGCCGUCCUCAAGCUUCGUUUCCCCGUGCCGGACCUCCGCCCGCCAUCCGAGCGCCAUCCUCCCAACCGGAGAGCGGUGAGGGCGGAGACGCUGGUGUUGGAGCUCACCGAUCUGGUGCUCAAGCAUCAGGAGGCGCCCGACCUCCAGAGAGAGCAGCCCUGCCCGGGUCAGCUGACGGCGCCCAGCCUCACCCAGCUGCUGGAGGCGUCCUUCACCGACCUGCACGGAUCAUAUGAGGGCUGGGAGGGAGGUUCCUUCCCCUGCAUCACUGUGAAGAAAAGCCAUGACUCCAUGCCAAGGCUAUCCGUGCGAGUCCGAGGAGGCGAGAUGCAGGGCCAGGCGGCGGGUCUCGCCGGCUUGAACCUGGGCCUCGUUAGAGACCUGGGGGCCGCCUUCUUCGAAAGCCACUGCGAGCUCAACGACAAAACCAGUUCCCCGUUCUCGUCCAACCGCACCAUGUUCGAGACUGAGGAGAUGGUGAUCCCGGCCGACCCGGAGGAGAUGCGUCAGUUCCAGUCCCAGUGCGUGGCUCAGUGUCAGUGCGCCGUGGACGUUCGAUUCCCCCUGGCCUACGUCCUCCUGCCCAGCAAGCAGGCCUUCCAAAGCGUCUACAACAGGAUCAAUAACGACCUGCUGAUGUGGGAGCCGCCGCCCACUCCGCCCCCCCCGGCCCACGGCUCUGUGCACGGCCGCCAACAGCACGACGAGUUUCAACUCUGCAAGUCGGCCUUCCGGCUGGACUCGGACUCGGAGGAGGACGAACCUCAGUUCUACUUGGCCAGCGAGCCGUCGUCGGGGAGGACAAAGUCGGCGCUCCAGCCCGACCACAACCUCAGCCUCCUGUCCCUCACCGUGGUCAUCGGCAAAGGUCGCCUCCGAGCCCGGACGGACGAGAAGGAGGACCAGAGUCGCGGGGAAAUCGUGCUGGACCUGGAAGGCGGGAAGAUAUUCAGUGUCGCGCAGCACCAGAAUGACCCGAAUCUCAGUUUCCUGUGCGUGGAGAGUCGCCGGGUGGAGCUCUACCAUCGAGUCGUGAAAGACGCCGCUAUUCCUCACCGAAUAGAGAUGCCCAAGUUCAGCGCCCCCAAGCACUUGGACCCGACCAUCUACCCCACCGAGGUGGGGGUCAGCAGUGUGAGCGGCAGGGAGGCGGAGCCACAGAUGCUGUCCACGGCCAUCAAAAUCACACUGGACCCGCACAGGAACGUGAAGGAGUUUCUAGUCGCCCUUCGACUUCAGGGGGCGACCAUGCGGCAUUACGUCACGCAGACCAAUCACAGCUGGCACGAACAGCUUGUUGACUUCCUGGAUGUCAUCGAUGACCCGAUCCUGGGAUACACGGCCCCGGCUGUCAUCACCGUCCUCCACACACACUUAGCUACCUGCGCCGUGGACUACAGGCCGCUGUAUCUACCGCUACGAAUGUUGCUCACGGCGGAGUCCUUCUCUCUGUCCAGUAACAUCAUCGUGGACACGGCCACCUUCCACCUCAGAUUCAUCCUUGAUGACUCCGCCCUCUACCUCUCCGACAAAUGUGACAGCGACGUUGUGGACCUGAGGAGGGACUACGUUUGCGUCCUGGACAUUGACCUCCUGGAGCUCGCCAUCACCACGUGGAAAGGCAGCGACGCGGGCAAGCUGACUCAGCCCCUUUUCGAGCUCCGCUGCUCCAACAACGUGGUCCACCUCCACACCUGUGCGGACUCGUGCGCCGCCCUGGUCAACAUGCUGCAGUACCUUGUCUCCCAGGGUGACCUGCACCCCCCUCCCCGACACACCUCACCCACAGAAAUCGCCGGACAGAAGCUUCCGCUGUCCGAGAGCCCCGCGUCCGUGCUGCCUUGUCCUGCUGCUGAAACCACGGAGAUCAACCAGUAUGAUCUGACCGAUGCCUUAAUCGACACGGAGAAGAGCCACCAGGAGGAGAGGCUCGAUCCAGGCUCGCCCUCCAUGCCCAGAGGCUCGCCGGUCUCCGUCUACCUGUUCCCCGGCGAAGCCUCCAAGCACGACCUCUCCGUGCUCGAGGAGGAGGAGGACGACGACGACGACUCUGAGCUGGACGGGCUGGUCGCCACGGCGACGGAAGCGCACGCGGAUACGACGAUGGACGAAGGCUCCGAGGGCUCCACCGACAACGACGACUUUUGCAUCCUGGAGGCUCCCGGCAUGGGCAUACCCCCCAGAGACGGGGAGCCCACGGUGACCGUUCUGUCCGAGGGUCCCAUCCACGUGAAGGACAGUCACUUCUCCAGACCUCGAGGAAGCUCCGACCUGCUUCGCGCUCCCGGCCGCUUCCCGGUGCCCCAAAGCAGAGUAGUGCUGCGGGAGAUCUCCGUGGUGUGGCAUCUGUACGGCGGCAAGGACUUCGGCGCCAAGGCCUCGUCCGUACACGGCCAGCAUGCCAAUAAGGGUCGAGCCAUCCCGUCUGGCGUCCGAGGCUCCCCGUCUCGCUCCGUCGGCUCCUCCCGUCCGCAGAACUCCUGGAGGUGGGCAGGAGGUAGCGGGCGUCAGCACAGCCUCCUCAUGGAGAUCCAACUCACCAAGGUGUCCUUCCAGCACGAGUCCUACCCAACGGCGGCGUUGGCGGCGGCGGGUCAAGACAGCGACGCAUCCGUGUCCGCGGGAGUCGGCCCGGCCGGGGAGCAGCCUCUCUCCAGGCAGGUUUUCAUCGUCCAGGAGCUGGAGGUCCGAGAUCGUCUGGCCUCCUCGCAGAUCAACAAGUUCCUGUACCUCUACACCAGCGAGAGCAUGCCUCGACGAGCCCACUCCAACAUGUUGACCAUAAAGGCCCUGCAGGUCUGUCCCGAGUCUGGUCUUGGUGGUCCCGAGUGUUGUCUUCGGGUCAGCCUGCUGCCGCUCCGACUUAACAUCGACCAGGACGCGCUCUUCUUCUUGAAGGACUUUUUCAGCAACCUAGCUUGCGCUGUUAACCCCUACCAGCCCGUGGACCCUGCAGCUGAAGUGAAAGCGGACCCCUCCCAGAAGGCGUCGGAGGAAGCGGAGUCGGGCGGCGCCGGUCUGGGACUCGACCUCACGGCGUCCGUGGAAACCACUCACAGUGAGCAGAGCUCCUCCUCUGCCGGCUCCACGUCCUCUUCCGAGCAGCCGAUCUACUUCCGCGAGUUUCGUUUCACUUCCGAAGUGCCUAUCUGGCUGGACUACCACGGCAAACACGUGGUCAUUGAUCAGGGAACGUUUGCAGGAAUUCUGAUCGGCUUGGCUCAGUUGAAUUGCUCCGAGUUGAAGCUGAAGCGGCUGUGCUGCCGACACGGACUACUCGGCGUGGAUAAAGUGAUCCAGUACGCCGUCACCGAGUGGCUAACCGACAUCCGGAAGAAUCAGCUGCCGGGGAUUCUGGGAGGAGUCGGACCCAUGCACUCUGUGGUGCAGCUGUUCCACGGCGUCAGGGAUCUCUUCUGGCUGCCCAUCGAGCAGUACAGGAAAGACGGGCGCAUUAUCCGCGGUCUCCAGAGGGGGGCGGCGUCGUUCGGCACCUCCACGGCGUCGGCGGCGCUGGAGCUCAGCAACAGGCUGGUGCAGGCCAUUCAGGCCACGGCCGAGACGGUGUACGACAUCCUGUCCCCGACGCCGCCCCUCAACCGCUACGCCAUCGCCGAGGGCCGGGCCCCUCCCGUGCGGCCCCGCCGAGCCGCCCAGCCUGCUGACCUUCGAGAGGGCGUGGCUAAGGCGUACGACACCGUCAGAGAGGGGGUGAUCGACACCGCUCAGACCCUCUGCGACGUAGCGUCCCGCGGCCACGAGCAGAAGGGUCUGCCCGGCGCGGUGGGCGGCGUCCUGCGGCAGAUCCCGCCCACCGUGGUGCGACCUUUGAUCGUGGCGUCGGAAGCCACGUCCAAUCUGCUGGGCGGCAUGCGGAACCAGAUCAAACCCGAUGCGAGGAAGGAGGACUUCCUUAAGUGGCGGACGGAGGACUGCCAAGAAUGAUGAAUGAUGUUUUUUUUUUUGUUGUUUUUUUUUGUGGCGUCUGUGUGAGGAUGCAAGCGUGUGAGAAUGCGAGUUUUUUUUUUUUUUUUUUGAAAUUUUGCAUUUCUGUGUAGACCAGGGGUGGGCAAACUACGGCCCGGGGGCCACAUGCGGCCCACCAAACAUUUGAAUCCGGCCCGCCAGUUGCUUUUAAGUAUUUCAACUUUUAACAUACCAGCUGGCAACAUGACUUUCAAGUCGGAUGUCUUAUUCAGUAAAAAAAAAUAAAUAAAUAAAUCGUAGUUUGAUGUGGUCUGAUGUUUAAAGUGCUCCUGAAAAAAAGGAAACAAGAACAUAUAGCUGAUAGUAUGACAAUUAAAAUUAUACAAAUAAUUCAAGGCGUAAAAUUACUAAAAAUUAUUUAAAAAUUAUUAAAAAAUUAUUUUAAAAUUAUUAAAAAUUAUUAAAAAUUAUUAAAAAUUAUUAACAAUUAUUAACAAUUAUUAAACAUUAUUAAAAAUUAUUAAAAAUUAUUAAAAAUUAUUAAAAAUUAUUAAAAAUUAUUAAAAAUUAUUUAAAAAUAUUUAAGAAAUAUUUAAGAAAUAUUUAAGAAAUAUUUAAAAAAUAUUCAAAUUAUAAAAAUUAUUAAAAUUAUUAAAAUUAUUAAAAUUAUAAGCGUAAAAUCAUGUGUGUUAAAUAUAUGUUCUGGCCCCCCGCACAAUUUUGUUAACUGAAUGCGGCCCAUGAGUCAAAAAGUUUGCCCACCCCUGGACUGUAGACUAACAAAAAUGUUAGCGUGUGAUUGGAUGCAAAAAAAAAAAAAAAAAAGGAACACGAUGACUUAACACCUACUGCGUUUCCCCGAUGCCCAGUGUUGUGUGUAUGCGUUCCGUUCUUGAUUCAUGUAUGCAGCAGCAGGGACUCUGUGAGUCCCCCCCCCCCAUUACCCCCCCCAUACCCCCCACACCACCACCACCACCCCACUCAGUAUUGCACAGAAUCUCCUCACUGUUUAGUGUGUAACAUAUCGCCAUCAUGUUUUUUUUUUUUUUUCCACUUCAUGGACACGUUUGGCCGACGAGAUGUUGUGAUGAUGUGUAGUAGUCACCUCUGCAGACACACAAGCACCAGAACAACAGCUUUUAUUGCAGAUUUCAAGGAUGUCACAGCAGGCACAAUAAUCCCGAAAACAGGAUACUGCUGCCGUGGUAACCCACGGCAACGUCACUUUCUGUCCGCCCCCCAACUCAGCUCCCCCUUUUACAUCAACACACAAACAGGAACAACAACACUAGUUUUAUUUGUAGUUCAAAUGGCGCCCGGUUUUGAAUCAAAACUGAAACAAAACACGAGAAUAUUCCCAUGUAUUGUGCCAUAAGGCUUACAGAGUGACCUUUUUUUUUUUUUUUUUUUUUUUUUUUUAUAA
Messenger RNA from Doryrhamphus excisus (bluestripe pipefish), 7946 nucleotides. RefSeq names its product autophagy related 2A (gene atg2a). Lineage: Eukaryota; Metazoa; Chordata; Actinopteri; Syngnathiformes; Syngnathidae. Gene Ontology annotation, biological process: glycophagy; autophagy of mitochondrion; autophagosome assembly. Gene Ontology annotation, cellular component: phagophore assembly site; phagophore. The record is from RefSeq and is a predicted model, not a curated record. Gene Ontology annotation, molecular function: phosphatidylinositol-3-phosphate binding; protein-membrane adaptor activity.